Molecule: messenger RNA, 1247 nt
Organism: Mytilus trossulus (common blue mussel)
Lineage: Eukaryota; Metazoa; Mollusca; Bivalvia; Mytilida; Mytilidae
Exons: 6
Coding region: 11-1039 (342 amino acids)
Source: RefSeq, a predicted model, not a curated record
AACUUUUAACAUGUUUAUCUCUCUACUCGUAGCAGUAGUCGCAGCACUUUGUUCCUGUAAUGGAGAACUACUCUCUCUCCCACAAAAUAACUUGGAUAUAAUAAACGACCAAGCACGAGCAGAUAUUGUAGAUUAUAUCGUUGAUGAAAUUGAUGCUACUGUAGAAGAGGAGAAGGUCCUAUCACUAUCAUGUGAAACCAAAGUUAACCAAACAAUAAAGUCUUGUGAUGAAUGUGCCGGAAAUAUUUGUCCAGCGGUAGAACUUAGACAAGAGCGAAAGAAAAUAGAUUUAAGAAAGUUACUAAGUGUGAUCCACAAACCUGUGGUACUUGUAGCAUCUAUCGGUAAAAAAGUAGUAAAGGAAGCUGCUAGGUUUGGAAAGAGGAUAGGAAAAGUGGUUAAUAGAAUUGGUGAUAAAGUUAAAAGUACAGUAAAAAAAGUUAGAGUCGGAAUUAAAAAAAUCGGAUCAAAAAUAGGAAGUCAUGUUAAAAGAUUAGGAAAGGGAGUCGCUAAAUUCGGCAAGAAUAUUGGACGAGGUGUUGCCAAAAUAACCAAGAAGGUGGGACGUGGUAUCAAGAAAUUUGGACAAGGUGUCAAGAAAACUGGCAAAAAAGUUUGGAAGAAAAUUAAAAAAAUAUUUGGAAAACGAUCAACCAGACACCUAAUUGAAAAGCGUUGUGUAAGCAGUUGUCCAGUUUGUGACAAACUUGAUAAAGACAUAUUCACGGAUGAACAAAUAGUUGGAAAAAUAUGUGGGGCAAGUUUUGUUUCAAGACAGAAACAAUUAUAUGAAAAAGUGAGAGGUUUAGAGGACACAUACAACUAUAUAGUGUCCAAUGCACCUGUAGUGACAAAGGUGGAAUAUGAAACAAGUAGUAUUAUUAUAGUCAACGGGAAAUUGGCAUUUAAAAAGUCCUUUGUAACGUAUCAAACGAACAAAAUCAAGAGGAGAUUUCAGCUUUCUGGACUAUUUGAAAUCUCUAACAUAGAUGGUAUGGCCAUCAAAAUAUCAAAGGAUAUAUUAAAGAAAAUGCAAUAAAGUUACUGUAUAGACCAUUUAGUCGAUAGAAGGUUAAAUAAAAAGGAAAAUGUGCAAUUAGUUAUGACAAAGUUGUUCAGCAAUAUUAUUGUACUAAGUAUAUACUUGUUGCGCUUGUUAGUAUGUUAUAUUUUUCUAUCCAUUUUUUGUUUUGUUUACUUGUAUUUAAAAGUUUAUUACGUUUUACCUGCAAUAAAGAUAUAUCACA